AUGGCAAGUUCAGGCGGUUACGGAGAUGCGAACCAGAGGAUAGACUACGUCUUCAAGGUGGUUCUGAUCGGUGAUUCGGCGGUGGGGAAAUCACAGAUACUAGCUAGAUUUUCUAGGAACGAGUUCAGCUUGGACUCAAAGUCCACCAUCGGAGUUGAAUUUCAGACGAGGACUCUUGUCAUCGAUCAUAAGACCGUCAAGGCUCAGAUCUGGGAUACUGCUGGUCAAGAACGAUAUAGAGCAGUUACAAGUGCAUACUACAGGGGUGCUGUAGGAGCAAUGUUGGUUUACGACAUCACAAAGCGUCAGACAUUUGAUCAUAUACCUCGUUGGCUAGAAGAACUUCGCAACCAUGCUGAUAAGAAUAUAGUCAUUAUUCUUGUAGGGAACAAGAGCGACCUUGAGAACCAGCGUGAUGUACCAACAGAGGAUGCAAAAGAGUUUGCUGAGAAAGAAGGCUUGUUUUUCUUGGAGACCUCUGCAUUGCAAGCAACUAAUGUUGAAUCAUCCUUCAUGACAGUUUUGACAGAAAUAUACAACAUUGUCAACAAGAAAAACCUGGCUGCUGAUGAAAGUCAGGGAAAUGGGAACUCAGCUUCUUUAUUGGGCCAGAAAAUUGUUAUUCCAGGUCCUGGGCAGGAGGUCCCUGCUAAGAGUAGUAUGUGUUGUCAGUCUUGA
This is a messenger RNA of Vicia faba (fava bean), 678 nucleotides long. Lineage: Eukaryota; Viridiplantae; Streptophyta; Magnoliopsida; Fabales; Fabaceae. The record is from the annotation of a GenBank genome assembly.